AUCACUUACUUCUGACGUUACAAAGCCUCGGGGAGCUGGCUCAAGAUUGCUAGUCUUUGAUAAGGUCCUUGCAACUUAGUAGCAACUUUGUGUUUCUAAAAAUGAUCGUAAAAAAAAAGAAUUUCCAUCACCUCUCGCAAAAUAUUCAACGUCUAUCGACACCAUAUACACAAGAGGGGUAACUGAAUAAAAUCUAAACGUGUUACGACAAAUACAAAUAUCACAUGUUCUCUUUCUCGCGGAAAAAAGAAGAAUUAUUUGCUAUCUACCUUUCGGGACCAGGCCGUCGGUUCUUUACUUUGAUGUCCGCAGUUAAACCUUAGCACAGUUCGUAUUGGAAUAGCCUAAAGGAGACCUACUGCUUGCUUUGACUGCCUCAAACACAGUUUGUGAAGAAAGGGGAAAACAAGGAUUUUUUCGGGAAGAAGGCACGUUAGAUUUCCCCGUUUUGCAACGAAUACAUUAUCCGGACGGAGUGUAAGGGAAUCGUCUGGAACGGAGACUGUGGAUUACUUUUUUUGAAUCAAAAUCUUCUGAGAGAAUAGUGAAGCUGUUUUUGAGGAGAAAACUCAUGGAUCGAUGAGAGAAGCCGGGGCUGAGUGGGUCCCCCGCUGACUUAAGAGGGCGAGGGGAUUACAGCCGCGCGCAGUGAAGCUGGAAACAGAGAGACGAGGCGGCGGGAAUCUGAAGCCAUGAGCAGGGCGCUCGCGGACCCCAUCGGCAGUAGCUUCAGAGAAGAUGCGCCUCGUCCUCCAGUCCCGGGGGAAGAGGGAGAGGCGCCAUGCAAACUUGCCACGAUGAGAGCCCAGCACAAAGCUAAAGCUACAGCCCUCGCUUCUUCCGGCUCCCCUGCGAAGAGAAACGAAGAUGGGCUCGGGGAACCGGAGGGGAGUGCCUCUCCGGAUUCGCCGCUUGCUCGCUGGACCAAGUCUUUACACUCUCUUCUCGGGGACCAAGACGGUGCUCAUCUCUUUAGGAUAUUUUUGGAGCGGGAGAGAUGUGUGGACACUUUAGACUUUUGGUUCGCCUGCAGUGGGUUCAGACAAAUGGACCUCAAGGAUACCAAAACCUUACGAGUUGCCAAAGUUAUUUACAAGCGGUAUAUAGAAAACAACAGCAUUGUUGCUAAGCAGCUGAAAACUGCGACUAAAUCCUACAUAAGGGACAAUAUUAAGAGGCAACAGAUAGACUCCGCGAUGUUUGAUCAGGCUCAGACUGAGAUACAGACCGCAAUGGAGGAAAACGCUUACCAGAUGUUCUUGACCUCUGAUAUCUACCUAGAAUACGUUCGCGCCGGAUGCGAGAACCCGGCUCACGUCAAUCCUAACGGACUAGGGAGUCUCAAGUUGAUGUGCGGAUACUUGCCCACGCUGAACGAGGAAGAGGAGUGGAGUUGCAAUGACUUUAAAACCAAAGCGUUGGCCGCUUCCAUGGUUGGUUCGACCGCCUGCCUGAGAUCCCUGGAGGUGCUUGAUAAUGGAUACAGGUCGUGCCGGCGUGGGGGAGACCCUGCUCACCCCUGCAAGGUGAUCCCGGGCUACGCGCUCGCCCCCGCCUCCAGCGCCCACGACAGCGGGGCGUCCAGCGACGCCCUGACAGACGACUCCAUGUCCGUGACGGACAGCAGCAUAGAUGGCGUCCCUCCUUACGCUCUGGCCAACCGGAAGCUGCAGCAGAGGGAGAUGCAGCGAAGCGUGAAGCUAAACGGCCAGGUCACCCUACCUCACUUCCCUCGGACGCGCCGGCUGCCCAAGGAGAUGACGCCCGAGGAGCCGGCUGUCUUCGCGGCCCGGCUCAUCUCCCGGCUGGAGCGCCUGAAGAGGGAGCGAGACUCCAUGAGCUCCCUGGAGGAGAGGCUGCAGCAGAUACAGGAGGAAGAUGAGAGGGAAGAGGGCGACUUGCCAGGCGGUGCCUCCCAUCACCCUCCCCACCCCUUGGGGGCGCUGUCCCCAGGUGCCUGUGAAGAGGACCCCCAGGCCAUCCUGGAUGAGCACCUCUCCCGCGUCCUCAAAACCCCUGGCUGCCAGUCCCCGGGUGUGGCCCUGCACUCUCCUCGCUCACGCUCCCGCUCGCCAGACCAGCAGCGAGGUGUGGGAGGGCCCUUGUGUUCGGCCCCGGGGCCCUGCCCCCCGCCCUGCGGGACCAGCAGGGUCUUCCUGCCCAAACAGGCCACCAGGCACAUCCACCACCACUACAUCCACCACCACACCGGCCCCAAGACCCAGGAGCAGGUGGAGGCCGAGGCCGCCCAGAGGGUCCAGGGGCUCUGCCUCCCCGCCCUGGCCCCUGCCACGGCCCCCGGAGACUGCUGCGCCUGCCCCAAGUGCCGGGGCCAUGGCAACGAGCCCUGCGGCAGCUCCGGAGAGACCCCCCUGAGCGACAGACGUUCCUUCACUUUGUCCAAGCGGGCUUGUGCAGCUGGGGACGCGGGACCCCAGCUGAAUGGGGAGGGGGGUGUGCCUCUGCAGCUGCCCACUGACACCACUGACCGCUCCCAGAACGUGUGGCAGUGGAUCCUGGACAGCGACAGGCAGAGCAAACACAAGCUUCACAGUGCACCGGGUCCUAAGAAGGGGAGCGGUGUGGACUACUCCUGCCGGGCGUCCCUGGGGCGCGUGUUCGCCUGGGGAGGGGGUGGAGCGAACGACCACAGCGGCCACGUCCGCGUGCACCAGCCCUCCCACCCCUUCAUCCAGGACCCUGCCAUGCCUCCCCUGUCCCCCCCCAACACCCUGGCCCAGCUGGAGGAGGCCUGCCGCCGCCUGGAGGAGGUGUCCAAACCCACCAAACAGAGGCACUCCACGUCCAGUCUGCAGCGGGACCGCUCGCUCUUCAGUGCCGGGCAGAACGGAAGCGCCCCUUCGGCUCACACUGACGAGCCCAAGGAGCUGAAGAAGGCGCCGGGUUGCCAGGUCGGGCCGGGCGGGGAGCUGGUGGUGACGUACUUCUUCUGCGGGGAGGAGAUCCCGUACCGGCGCAUAAUGAAGGCGCCCUGCCUCACGCUCGCACACUUCAAGGAGCAGCUGCAGAAGAAAGGGAACUACAGGUACUACUUUAAGAAGGCCAGUGAUGAGUUUGCGUGUGGGGCGGUGUUCGAGGAGGUGUGGGAUGACCGGACCGUUCUGCCCAUGUUUGAGGGCCGGAUCCUGGGGAAGGUGGAGAGGAUGGACUGA
Conger conger (European conger) is the source of this 3173-nucleotide messenger RNA. Its product is annotated as axin-2-like. Gene Ontology annotation, biological process: negative regulation of canonical Wnt signaling pathway. The record is from RefSeq and is a predicted model, not a curated record. The coding region runs from base 693 to 3173 and encodes 826 amino acids. The transcript is spliced from 11 exons. Lineage: Eukaryota; Metazoa; Chordata; Actinopteri; Anguilliformes; Congridae.